Messenger RNA from Olea europaea var. sylvestris, 1359 nucleotides. RefSeq names its product cysteine proteinase 3-like. The transcript has 8 exons. Lineage: Eukaryota; Viridiplantae; Streptophyta; Magnoliopsida; Lamiales; Oleaceae. The record is from RefSeq and is a predicted model, not a curated record. Gene Ontology annotation, molecular function: cysteine-type endopeptidase activity. The coding region runs from base 38 to 1114 and encodes 358 amino acids. Gene Ontology annotation, biological process: immune response. Gene Ontology annotation, cellular component: lysosome.
GCUCCAGCACUCCAGACCCUAAACGAGCGGAAAGAAGAUGGAUCGGGUUGUUUUGUUGAUCGUCGGGCUUUCGAUUGCCUGUGUCGCGACUGCAACGACUUUAACGGACACCUUCGCCGAGAAAAACCCGAUCAGGCAAGUGGUUGAUGGCCUGCAAGAGCUAGAGAGUUCUAUCAUCCAAAUCGCUGGUGACUGCUACCGUGCCCGCACCUUUGCUCGCUUUGCUCAUCUGUUUGGGAAGAGGUACAAGAGUGCUGAAGAGAUGAAGAGGAGGUAUGAAAUAUUUUCUGAGAAUUUGAAGAUGAUCAGAUCGCACAACAAGAAGGGACUUUCUUAUACUCUUGGUAUCAAUGAGUUUGCUGAUUUGACAUGGGAUGAGUUCAGUAGGCACAAGUUAGGAGCUGCUCAAAACUGCUCUGCUACCACGAGAGGCAAUCACAAGCUCACUGACGUUCUUCUUCCGGAAACGAAAGACUGGAGGAAAGCUGGAAUAGUGAGCCCGGUUAAAAAUCAAGGUCAUUGUGGAUCCUGCUGGACUUUCAGCACUACUGGAGCCCUUGAGGCAGCUUAUACUCAGGCAUUUGGAAAGGGUAUAUCUCUGUCUGAACAGCAGCUUGUGGACUGUGCUGGUGCAUUCAACAACUUUGGCUGCAAUGGUGGUCUUCCAUCUCAAGCCUUUGAGUACAUUAAAUAUAAUGGUGGACUUGAAACUGAGGCUUCAUAUCCAUAUACUGGAAAGGACGGUGCGUGCAAAUACUCAUCUGAAAAUAGCGCCAUCCAAGUUCUUGACUCUGUCAAUAUCACCCUGGGCGCUGAAUAUGAAUUAAAGCAUGCAGUAGGAACUGUUCGGCCAGUAAGUGUGGCUUUUGAGGUUGUAACUGGUUUUCGAUUUUAUAAAGGGGGAGUUUACACCAGCACCAAAUGUGGCAAUAGUCCAAUGGACGUGAACCAUGCUGUUCUUGCUGUUGGUUAUGGAGUUGAAAAUGGUGUCCCGUACUGGCUCAUUAAGAACUCAUGGGGAGCUGACUGGGGUGACCAUGGCUACUUUAAAAUGGAGAUGGGGAAGAACAUGUGUGGUGUUGCAACUUGUGCCUCCUACCCUACGGUUGCUUAAGUGUUAUUGAAUGAAGAGUGGAGUUGCUCAAUGGAACGAGUAGUCUUGAACCUGUCUUGCUCAAGUUUAGUUUAUCUAAGAUUGUGGUAUAGAUUGAUGUUGUGCAAAGAUGGUUGUAGCAUGUUCUAAAAAAAUAAGACUUAAGCAAAAAGUGAUCCUUUAAAAACGGUGAUUUUCGUGUAAACAUAUAAACUUUAUGUAAAUUAUCUUAUCAAUGAUCGAUGGGACAUCUCUCAUUUUAUAUA